ACUUGUGAAAAUCCCACUUAUUCAAUAAUUACUAAGCCACUCUGGUCUUGGUACGCUUCGCAAUGUCUCUGAUUUAAAAUGCCUUUGUGACUCAGUGCAAUGUGACUUUGAUUCUCGGGUGAUGUCAGUAGUUGCAAGGCUUUUAAAAGUCUCUGAUGCCUUGGUGAUGGGUUUUCUUUUUGUAUCUGAUUCUUGGGUGCUGUGGUGUGAUGUGAUGUGUUAGUAGUCGGGUGCGUUUUGUUAACGUCUGAUUCAUGGGUUUGGGUGCGUAAGAUAUCCCGGGCAAAGAUUUGCUCGGACAGCCUCAAUGGUAGCUGCAUGUGGUGGAGUGGGGCGAGGGAGCUGUCAGGCUUGGUAACCAUUUAAAGCCGGUUGAAAAGCUAUGGCCCGGGUGCUAAUCGUUGGUGCCGGUCUCACUGGCAGCCUGUCCGCCUCCCUGUUACGCAGAGAGUUGCCGAACAAGCUACAAAUCUUUGUCUGGGAGAAGGCGAGAGGCGCAGGAGGAAGAAUGAACACCAGCAGAAGUCCCCAUGACCCAAACUGCAUGGCUGAUCUGGGAGCACAAUACAUUACAGUAACACCAUUCUAUGCAGAAAAGUAUCAGAGUUUUUAUGACGAAUUGUUAUCACGUGGCAUUUUGCAACCAUUGCUCAGUCCUAUUGAAGGAAUGGUAGAAAAAGAAAAGGGAGUCCAUAACUAUGUGGCCCCUCAAGGGAUUUCUUCUAUUGUCAAACAUUAUCUCGCAGACUCAGAAGUGUACUAUAAUCGACAUGUUACCCACAUCAACCUGAAAGAAGGCAAGUUGGAGGUCUGCAGCAAUUCAGCUCCUUCAGAAAUGUUUGAUGCAGUGAUUCUAACGAUGCCUGCUCCACAAAUUCUUCAGCUACAAGGACAUAUCGAGACUUUAAUAAGUGAAUCACAGAGGCUGCAACUGGAAACAGCAAGAUAUUCCUCACGGUUUGCUUUGGCCCUUUUCUAUGAAGCCGGCACGCGGAUUAGUGUCCCUUGGGUGGCAAAGUACAUCGUCAAUAAUCCCUGCAUAAGGUUCAUCUCCAUUGACAAUAAGAAACGCAAUUCAGCAGAAUCCCCUGAAGUUGGACCUUCCAUAAUUAUUCACACUACAGUUCAGUUUGGAGCUCAGAACAUGCAGAAAGAUAAGGAAGAGGUAGAACCUCUCAUCCUCGAACAGCUACAACAGAUCCUGCCAGGAUUGCCCAAGUCUAUUGGCAUCAAGUGUCACAAAUGGAGAUACUCGCAGGUCAUCAAUUCCAUCCCAAACUUUCGAGGGCAGAUGACGCUUAAAGAACAGCCACUUCUUGUGUGUGGCGGUGAUGGGUUUACACACUCAAACUUUGACGGUUGCACAGAGUCUGCUUUAACAAUCUUGGAUGUGUUCAAAUGUCAUUUUUUAAAAUCUGUAUCAUGCAAUUCUAAAUAGUUUGCUUUGUCUCAGAUCUCAAUCAUUAUUGCAAAACCCCAUUAAUAGACGGCUGUUCAGUGUGUGGAUGGAAUCAAUAGUUUGACCCCGUCCCUAACCCCCAAGAGAAUUUGGUAUUGUUAUGACAUGGGGUAAAACCCUCUGCUAAUUUAAACCAGCAACACAAAAGAUUCACCCCGUUAUAUAAUUGUUAAAAUUCAAGAGGCAAAGAACUAUCCCCAAAGUCACGAUUUAAAGUAAAACAAAUUUAAGGACUUUAUUCUUUAAGUCUAACAAAGAAUAUUAACUAACAACUAUUUGCAACUCCUUUCUCUUAAUCUAUCUUUUACUUCCCCCUCUGGUCCAAUAAA
Chiloscyllium plagiosum (whitespotted bambooshark) is the source of this 1788-nucleotide messenger RNA. It is a transcript of the gene rnls, whose product is annotated as renalase, FAD-dependent amine oxidase. Gene Ontology annotation, cellular component: extracellular region. The record is from RefSeq and is a predicted model, not a curated record. Gene Ontology annotation, molecular function: oxidoreductase activity, acting on NAD(P)H. Lineage: Eukaryota; Metazoa; Chordata; Chondrichthyes; Orectolobiformes; Hemiscylliidae.